AUGUCGUUCCUCGCACCGUCCCCGCCACGGCACAAGCUGGCCGAGAUCGCGCACCGCCGCUGUGACCUGGCCAGGUCACCCCGCUUUGCGCUUCUCGCGCUCGGCGGCUUCGGCUUCCUGCUCGCCUCGCUCUGGCGCCGCGCGCUGCGUCGCCGAGGUCUGCCCGCCGCUCCUCUGGCACCGCCCGCCGUCCGCUCGGCGGAGAAGAGCCGUGUGGCGAGCUGCGCCUUUGCGGACGCCGUCGCUCGGCUCAGCAUCGACACGUUCCGUGCGCUGUGCGAGCGCGCGCAGGUGCAGUACACGCAGACCUGCAUGGCUGCCGUCGUGGCGCUGGACUCGCCGCCAGACGGGGGCACGCCACGGCUGACCGUGCUGUCGGUCGGCGCGGGGACCAAGUUUGCGCGCGCGGCGGCCGUCGCUGCCGACCGAGCCGGGACAUCCAUCCGCGACUGCCAUGCCGAGGCUGGCGGCACGUGGUCGCUGCGUCCUGGCGUCAGCCUCCACCUGUACACCUCCUCCGCGCCGUGCGGCAACGCGUCCGUCCGCCGCUGGGCGAGGUGCGACGGAUAA
Messenger RNA from Emiliania huxleyi CCMP1516, 570 nucleotides. RefSeq lists its product as hypothetical. Gene Ontology annotation, biological process: RNA processing; adenosine to inosine editing. Bases 1 to 570 code for a protein of 189 amino acids. The record is from RefSeq and is a predicted model, not a curated record. Gene Ontology annotation, molecular function: double-stranded RNA adenosine deaminase activity; double-stranded RNA binding; tRNA-specific adenosine deaminase activity. Gene Ontology annotation, cellular component: nucleolus; cytoplasm. NCBI's taxonomy places the organism in Eukaryota, Haptophyta, Isochrysidales, Noelaerhabdaceae. The transcript is spliced from 2 exons.